Molecule: messenger RNA, 435 nt
Organism: Plasmodium yoelii
Lineage: Eukaryota; Apicomplexa; Aconoidasida; Haemosporida; Plasmodiidae
Product: cold-shock protein, putative
Exons: 3
Coding region: 1-435 (144 amino acids)
Biological process (GO): regulation of mRNA stability
Cellular component (GO): cytoplasm
Molecular function (GO): mRNA 3'-UTR binding
Source: RefSeq, a predicted model, not a curated record
AUGUAUUCCAUGGUACUUAAAAAAAAAACAAAAUAUAAUUUUACCAAUUUUAUGAGCGUUUAUUUUUCUACUUUAAUUAAUCGCGAACAAAAUAAUAAAAUCACUGGAAAUGUAAUUAAGUUCGAUAAAAGAAAAGGAUACGGAUUUAUAAAACCCAACGACGGAGGACCUGAUGUGUUUGUUCAUUACACAGAAAUUUGCCAGAAUAGAAGUUUUUUAGUAACAAAUGAAGAAAAAAAAAAAUUGGAAUGGAAUUCUAAUAUAAAUUUAAUAAAUAAAAAAGACAAAUUUAAUUAUGAACAUGAUAACCCAAAAAAAAAAGAAAUCCAAAAUGAAUUUAAAUAUUUAAUACCUGGGGAAAGAGUUAAGUUUCAAGUUAUUUAUGACCGAACUAACCAUUCAAGCAAAGCAAUAAAUGUUGAAUUUAUUGAUUAA